AUGGAGCAGCAGCCGCUGCUGAGAGGGCCUGGCCCCCGGCGCGAGCUCCCCAGCUGGACCCUGUUCCUGUCUGUCUGUGCCGUGGGCAUUGGAGGCACCUUUCAGUAUGGAUAUAACGUUUCCAUUAUCAACGCGCCCACACAGCAUAUACACAGCUUCCUAAAUGAAACCUGGACUCAUCGUUAUCAGAAGAAGCUAAAUCUAGAUUUGCUGACCUUUCUCUGGUCUGUCAUUGCAUCUAUAUUUUCACUUGGAGGCCUUUGUGGAGCUCUGGUAGGAGGCAGCAUGGCAAUCCGACUAGGCAGAAAAGGAGCUCUUUUGAUGAACAAUAUCAUAGCAAUACUGGCCUCCAUUUUAAUGGGGAUCAGUUUUCCUGCAGGAAUGUUUGAGCUAUUGAUUAUUGGCAGGUUUUUGAUUGGUAUAAAUUCGGGUAUUGGUCUCUGUGUGCAGCCUCUUUAUCUUGGGGAGGUUGCCCCGAAACAUCUUAGAGGUGGUAUGGCCAUGGGCAGUUCCAUCUUUCUGACUGGGGGGAUUCUGACAGGACAAAUAAUUGGUUUGAGGGAACUACUAGGUGGAGAAACAUACUGGCCUUUGUUGCUAUCCAGCAGCUGUUUUCCAGCUUUUGCCCAACUUGCAUUCCUGCCAUGGUUUCCUGAAAGUCCCAGAUACCUUCUUAUUGAUAGAGGUGAUGAGCUGAGCUGUGUCAAAGCUUUGAAGCGAUUUCAUGGCUCUUUACACUAUCAAAUUGAGAUGGAAGACAUACAGCGGGAAUGUUUUGCCUUGAGUGGAGAGAAAGCCAAGAAACCCUGGCAGUUAUUCACUGAUCGUGGUGUGAGAUGGCAGCUCAUUACUGUGAUUGUGAUGACUAUGGGCCAACAGCUCAGUGGAAUAAAUGCUAUUUAUUUCUAUGCAACCUACAUUUUUAAACAAGCUGGGAUCUCGACAGAAAAAAUCCCGUAUGUGACACUAGGCACUGGAGCGUGUGAAUGCAUCACAGCCCUCACCUGUGGCUUACUGAUUGACCAUGUGGGAAGAAGAUUUCUCAUCAUUGGAGGAUAUCUCCUUAUGACCCUUUGGAGCAUUGUUUUAACAUUCUCCCUGACUUAUCAGGAACUGCAUUCAUGGGUGCCAUAUGUGAGCAUGACAUGUAUAUUUGCCUUCAUUUUGAGCUUUGGGUUGGGACCAGGUGGCAUAACAAAUACUCUGACAGCUGAAUUAUUUAUACAGUCUUCACGUCCUGCUGCUUACAUGAUCGGAGGAACUAUUAGUUGGAUUAGUUUCUUCACAAUUGGAAUGCUCUUUCCCUUUAUAGUGAAUGGACUGAAACAGUAUUGUUUUCUGGUGUUCUUAGUGGAAUGUGCCUUAGUUGCUGCUUUCAUCUUCGUUGUAAUUCCUGAGACAAAAAACAAAUCUUUUCUGGAAAUUAAAAAGGAAUUUCAGCAGCUUAAUUUUGGAAGAAAUGUUAAGGAAAAGGAAACAGAGCUGUAUGAAAGAAGACAACUCCAUGAUGAACUUUAAAAAAUACUGU
Messenger RNA from Tinamus guttatus (white-throated tinamou), 1528 nucleotides. Lineage: Eukaryota; Metazoa; Chordata; Aves; Tinamiformes; Tinamidae. The record is from RefSeq and is a predicted model, not a curated record.